Molecule: messenger RNA, 3868 nt
Organism: Aedes albopictus (Asian tiger mosquito)
Lineage: Eukaryota; Metazoa; Arthropoda; Insecta; Diptera; Culicidae
Product: zinc finger CCCH domain-containing protein 13
Exons: 7
Coding region: 1136-3565 (809 amino acids)
Source: RefSeq, a predicted model, not a curated record
GGCCUGACACUUCUACACCAAAGAAAACCGAUCGAAAAAUGUUAUUUUUUAUUCCCAUGCGCAUACCUUUCCAACUUGAUUCCUCGAGGGGAGUUCAGUCGGUAUGUGGUCGUUGAGCGGUUGAGUUGUGUAUCCGUGGAUCUGCGUCGGGCUUUCAUGAGUUUCUUACCGUUGUUGUUGCAGUGAGCGUGAAGAGAGGGAUUCUGAACUGGCCCGAAGGUGAUCCGGGGCCGAGAGAAGAUGAUCUUUUGAUAGCUAAUUAGCAUUCGAUCGAAGGUGUUUUGUGUGGAUUCUUAUUGGGAUAUUCGGUACGAUUGCGUAACCUGUGUUUAUUUAUGCUGAUUCAGGCGCAAUAAUUGGAUUGAAUUGUUCUCGGAUUGUUUUUACGACAAGGAAGUGAUUUGCGUGCGGAGGAAAAUCUAAGAAACAGGAAAAUACUUCUGUCCUUCUGUUGGCCGUUUGCAGGUGAUACUCAGUGUGUGCAAUUACUGUUAUAAAGAAUUACGGUUCAUAGGCAAGGUAAUUUGCGCAGAAAAGUGAUCGUCGCCAAUUUGCCUUUUUCUUGGAUAGAGAUAUUGUGCAAGGAAGACCAGAAGAAUAAGGUCGAAGCUGUGUGGAAGAAGAACAAGAAGAAAACGGAGAAUAGAAAAAAAGAAGUUGUGCAGCAAGCAGUCAGUGGAGUGUUCAAACGAGAUUGUCAGAGCGGAUUACUUUACGAACACCAACUGCAGAAACAGAGUGGCAGAGUGCGAAGGAUUUUCUCAACCAGUCAGUUGGAAUUUCUGCUAAUCCCGCUGUCGUAGUAUUGCAUGCACAUUGCUGCUGGACGCCAGUCGGUGGAACUGUAAAGCUGUGUAAAGGUGGCCCCAAAAGGAUUUCCUCCAAGUGACGUCACCAAUUGAGUUGCAUAAGAUCAGCGGUAGAACAAAAGAGACAACUGAUGGUUCUCGAUGUUUAUCUGCGCCACCUGUAGCUGUACCUCAUCGGGGAAGUAUGAGAUUAAGAUCAUGUGAUGAACACCGGCUUGCUGCGAUUCGACUAUUGACGACUGACGACCGCGUGGUGAGCUAGAUUCGCCCACUACUGCUGGCAGUAGGCCUUUGUUUUGGUCUAUGCAUUCGCGCCAGCACCUGCGAUGGCACUGCGAUUACGCAAGGAUGUUCAGAAGGCAUCCUACUACGUGUGGUUCCUCGGAGCACAGGAAGCGAAAGGACUGCGGGGAUCUCGCGUUCUUCUGCCGGUCAUUCCGCGGCUAAUCGAGAAGAGCAAAGAGCAUGAACCGUUGAAAGUUACGCUACAGGUGUCGCAUAAGGGAUUGAAAAUUAUUCAAGGAUCAGCUAAACACUUCAUCCCGCACGGUGCUAUAACGAGUUCUGUCCAGACGGAGGAUAUCGUGGCGUGCAUACUGCUGUUAUACAAUCCGGCCACGAAAUGUCCCCUGCACGUGCACGCCUAUCGGUGCGAUUCGGAAAUGACCGCUCAAGCCCUGAACGAACAACUGCAGAUACUGAUCAAUAGACCCGAAAACCAGAAGAGAUUCGCCGAGCUAGAAACUAGACUGGGCUUACCAGCGCAAUUAACAGCAUCGGUUGUGAGUGCGGGUCCGGAAAGAAAGCCGCAGCAUCACCACCAGCAGUCGCAGCAGCAUCCAGCGCAGAUGUCGAGGAGAUUUGAUUCGCCACGCCGGUUUGACUCAUCGCACGGAAGCGACACCGGUACAAGUACCAGGGAAUCGGAAUGCAGCGAGGAACAACAGCACUCGCCGACGUCGCCCAUAUCGCCCAUAUCGAGCCAAUCCAAACUUUAUGACUCGCUGGCCGCCGAACUGCGGGAGAAGCUGAGCGGAGGGGUUCCCUUGCUGCUGCCGACCCGGGACUGCGAUAAGGCCAACAGCAACGACUCGCGGAGAUGUCGCAAUCCGUGCAUUGUUGGUUCUCUGCCGUCGAUGGGCAACAAGAAUGGUGUAUCGUCCCGGGGAUCCUCCGGAAUCGGAUCGGACCUGGCACCCAGUCCAGAACGCCAAGAAGCACACAGCUCCAGUGAAGAGGAAUGGGUCAACGAUCAGGAGCCACGAUUCGGAGUUCCAUCGCAUCAAGCAUCCGGAAGAACUAAGGAACGGUAUGUCGAAGAGCAUACACCUCACGUGAGCAAGUACCGUGAGGCUCCAACGUCCUACUUGUAUCCAAACGUAAGGCAGGAGCCACAGGGACGGUUCCAGCGAUCGUCAAGUCGAGAAGAAGAUCAAAGCUUGCGAGGAUCAGUAAACUCUCGCGAGGAAGAAGUCAAACCGAUCAUAACCAAACCAACUCCUCUGCAAAAUCGAUUCCGAGAGGCUUUCGGAAAUGAAGAAUAUGUGGUGGAGGAUCGUAAGAAAAAGAUCACCCUUGAGGACAAACGGUACGAUCAAGAGGAAGAUCGGAGAAGGUCAAGACGUCAUGAAACCGAAAGAGGAGAAAAUUACAUGUACAAGAAAUCAAACGGUGCAGGCAAAUAUUAUGACGGGUAUGAGAAUGAGAAGGCACGUUAUCGAGAAAAUUUAACCGAUCGUCAAAAGUUCCAUGAGAUUAUUUCCGAGUCAACAAAGUAUCGAGAUGAGUCACCUAAGCAUAGAGGAAUGCGAGAUGACUAUAGAGAAUACUCACCAGAGAGGGUUCCGAGGAACAAAUACGCAGCUCCUUACGAUGAUCACCGAGAUUUCAAGAUUGAGCGUGACUAUAGGGAUCCAAUGAAAUCAUCUUCCAAGAGAGAACAGCCAUACAUACGAGAUGAGAGCCCUGAUGAUCGCUUUAGAGCUGGUUACAACGAUCGCAGAGCGUACAAAGAAACCGAUCCAAUGGCAUAUCGAGAUACAACUGAUAAGAAUGUAAAAAUCCCUUUGUCUCGGUUCAAAUCAUCCGAAGAGAUCAAACAUAGCCGUGAAAGGUACGAUGAUCGCUGGGAGCGGCAGCCCAUGUACCCUGAAGAUCGCAGCUCAGACGACAAAUAUCGAGAAUCAUCCGCUCGCUAUCGGGACGAUAUUAAAAAAUCUCCUGUCAUGAAGAAAAUUGAAGCGAGAACGAAGAUGGUAGAAAUCAAAACCAGCUCGCCAGAGUCAACAAUUCGCAAAGUUUCGCCGAAGGAUAGAUUCCAAAAUGCAAAGGAAAAGUUCCAACAGAUGGAACGAGAGCGUCAUGAAGAGGAACGUAUCGAAAGGGAACGCCAGGAACGAGAGCAAAUGCUGCAUAAUAAACGAGCCGCUGAGGCGCCGAGAAGAAGCUCCCUGGAGCCGGUUGUAGUGAGUUCGCACGAAAGUAACGGCUGGAGUUCCGAGGAGGAAGAAGUGCAGAACAUCCGACCGAGGGGCCCUCCUCGAUCGUCCAACAGUGGCGGAUACCGUGAGCUAGAGAACACUGAGCGUUACCCGGGACUGGAUCGUGAACCUCCAAUGUCUUCGUCUCGAAUGAUGCCAGCCAAGAGCCUCGGAAAUUUGGCAAAAGGCUACCGCCAUAGUUACGCCGAGCCACGACCUCCGCCGGUUUCGAGAAGCAGUGGCCGCGUUGGGUUAGCCGCCGUCAAUCCAUAUUGAGAGGAUUCUACUAUUGUUUGUGUAUGUAAAAUCAAUGCGUUUUCUUUUUUGUUGCAUGCAAUUAUAUUGUGUAUAUAAUCUGAAGUGAAUUCACGCAAUUCUUGGUCUGGCGGAAGGCUCAAGUCACUGCCCAAACCGUGGAACAAUAGUCUUUCUUUAGCAAAUGCUCACAUAGUAUACACAGAAUACAUGUUUCGAAGUGCCUUAUAUAGUAAUAAUCUGCAUUGAGUGAAAGCAAUUGUCUAAACAGCGUUGUAAAAGCAAUUAUCGAACGAAGAGUAAAUAAAUGAUUGGAAGACCUAA